CAGCCGCUCGAUUUGUCAUUUAAGCGAGAAGACAUGAUGUCUGCUAAACUAACUAUUAACUCCUCACAGCAACUCUCUCCACUCUAUGGAGUUGUACCGCAAUCAUCUUCAAAUCUGAACGAAGCUAUUAAUCUUUGUAGACGGAAAGUGUCCUCUCCUUCGUUUUCUCCCUCGUCUGCUGCAUCAGUGCCACAAACGUUCAAACAACAACAAGUGGCUGCAGCCGCGGUAGCGGCACUAUACUUUGGACCAACGCCCGCACCGCAUAUACUGCGACAGACUCCUUCCCCAAACGAAACACCUAUGCUACCACAACAAACGUCAACACCUCGCCACAAUACUUUGCCGACUGGUGGUUUUCCUAAUGCUGCAGCUGCAGCUGCAGCUCUCGCAAUGACUGGCGCUCAUUUACCUUCAUCAUACAUGUUACCUGGUUCAUCAACACAACGCAAUUUGGUUCCAAUGGAAGCGCUCUUUCAGAUGUCACCAGCUGCUGCCGAAUAUGCUCGAAAUCCGUUGAUGAGCAGUAUUAAGCUGAACACAUUACGAGGUACAAGCCUUAGUCCUGGAGGCUCAGAGAAACGUUCAUGGCGUGAUGAUGAUUCUCGUAUUUCACACGAGGAUGACUUUGCAGCUACAAUGUUGCUUCCUCCCAAACCAAAACGUGCCAAAAAUGAAUCUACACAUGGCCAUGCUGGCGAUCCUGACCUACCAUUCGUUUGCGAUCAAUGUGACAAAGCCUUUGCAAAGCAAAGUUCGCUGGCAAGACACAAAUAUGAACAUUCCGGUCAACGCCCCUACCAAUGUGCUGAUUGUCCAAAAGCGUUCAAACACAAACAUCAUCUUACUGAACAUAAACGCUUACACAGCGGUGAGAAACCCUUUCAAUGCUCCAAAUGCCUUAAACGAUUCUCGCAUUCCGGCUCCUAUAGCCAGCACAUGAAUCACCGCUAUUCAUAUUGCAAGCCCUAUAGGGAAUAGGUAAGCGACAA
Messenger RNA from Teleopsis dalmanni, 992 nucleotides. RefSeq names its product zinc finger protein 1-like. The coding region runs from base 34 to 981 and encodes 315 amino acids. The transcript is spliced from 2 exons. Gene Ontology annotation, biological process: regulation of transcription by RNA polymerase II; anatomical structure development. Lineage: Eukaryota; Metazoa; Arthropoda; Insecta; Diptera; Diopsidae. Gene Ontology annotation, molecular function: DNA-binding transcription factor activity, RNA polymerase II-specific; RNA polymerase II cis-regulatory region sequence-specific DNA binding. The record is from RefSeq and is a predicted model, not a curated record.